Lynx canadensis (Canada lynx) is the source of this 2464-nucleotide messenger RNA. Its product is annotated as cationic amino acid transporter 3-like. The record is from RefSeq and is a predicted model, not a curated record. Gene Ontology annotation, biological process: amino acid transport; transmembrane transport. The transcript has 2 exons. NCBI's taxonomy places the organism in Eukaryota, Metazoa, Chordata, Mammalia, Carnivora, Felidae. Bases 342 to 2105 code for a protein of 587 amino acids. Gene Ontology annotation, cellular component: plasma membrane. Gene Ontology annotation, molecular function: amino acid transmembrane transporter activity.
AAAAAAACUGAGACGGAGCCAGAGAGGAAGAAAGCUGACCUUGGAGUACUGCUGGCUGUCUAUGCCCUGUGGGUUUGAGCAGAAAGUAUUUCAUGGCUGCACUGUGGACUGAGGGGGCAGACCAGAAGCCUUUCAAAUUUGGGAAGGGCAAACAGGCUUUAAGGAGGGAUAGCACAUAGAAGAAAAAAUAUGAAGCAGUAGCUGUGAAGCCUGAGCAAUGGAACCUGGAAGCCCCAACCCAACGCAGUUUAACUCAGCCUCACCAAACCUGAUUCCAGACUCAUGGCACCUGAACUUGCUACAGCUCUCUGAUCCCAGAAUCCUCUUCAAUUCCAGCUAGAAUGCUGUGUCUGGCACUUCGCAGAUUUGGUCAAAAACUGGUACGCAGACAUAUGCUGGAGGAAUAUGCGGCCGAUAUGGGCCCUGACAGAAGACUGACCACCCUAGAUUUAGUGGCCCUGGGUGUGAGCUGCACAGUGGGUGUAGGUAUAUAUAUCCUGGCUGGUGAGGUGGCUAGAGAUAAAGCAGGACCAUCCAUCGUGAUCUGCUUGUUGGUGGCCGGCCUAUCUUCUGUGUUGUCUGGGCUGUGCUAUGCAGAGUUUGGUGUCCAGGUUUCCUAUUCUGGCUCUUCAUAUCUCUACAGCUAUGUCACUCUAGGUGAACUCUGGGCUUUCAUCACUGGCUGGAACCUCAUCAUCUUCUUUGUUGCUCAUACAGCCACUGUGGCCCGGGCUUGGACCUUAGCUUUCGACAAUCUGCUUGGGAACCAGAUAUCUCAGACCCUGCAUGAGAGCAUCUCACCAAAUGUUCCCCAGGUCCUUGGAGAAAUUCUAGGAUUCAUUGUUGUGGGCCUUGUGUUGUUGCUCAUGGAAUUGUUGAUUCUGAGGAGUAGUUGGAUUUUCCUGGUUUCCAAAGUGGUCAUAUUGGUGAAACUUUUGACCCUCAGUUUUGUCAUCAUUGCUGGCUUCAUUAAGGGGGACCUGCACAACUGGAAGCUCACAGAAGAGGACUAUGUAAAGGCUGGACUCAAUGACACCUCAAGCUUAGGCCCUCUGGGCUAUGGAGGAUUUGUGCCUUUUGGCUUCAAGGGGAUUCUCCGUGGAGCAGCUACCUGUUUCUAUGCAUUUAUAGGUUUCACUAUUAUUGUUACCAGAGUAGAAGAAGCCCGAAAUCCCCAGUAUUCUGUCCCCAUGGGCAUUGUUAUUUCACUGUUUAUCUGCUUUUUGAUGUAUUUUGGUGUCUCUUCAGCACUUACACUUAUGGUGCCUUACUACCAGCUCCAACCUGGGAGCACCUUGCCUGAGGCAUUUCUCCAUGUUGGCUGGGCCCAUGCCUGCUAUGUUGUAACUUUUGGAUUCCUCUGUAGUCUUUCCAUCAGCAUCUUUGGCUUUAUGUUCCCCAUACGUAAUCUGAUAUACAUGAUGACACAGGAUGGGCUCCUGUUCCCUGUCCUUGCCAGGAUCCAAACUGGCACAGACACCCCCAUCGUGGCCACUGUGAUCUUGAGCAUUAUUGCAGCCAUCAUGGCCUUCUUCUUUAGACUCACUGAUCUUGUGGACCUCAUGUCAGUUGGGGCCCUGCUAGCUUACUCUUUGCUGGCUACUUGUGUUCUCAUCAUCAGGUAUCAGCCUCAGAGGAGGACUGGAGGAAAUGAAGCAGAGGUGCAGGAGGAGAAUGGACCUGCAGCAGAGAAGCUGACUCUACAGGAACUACUUUUUCCAGGCAGCUCCACCCCCACUCCACUCUCUGGCCAGGUUGUCUAUGUUUGCUCCUCACUGCUUGUUCUGCUGCUCACUCUUCUUUGCCUGGUGCUGGCCCAGUGGCCAGUUCUGCUUUCUGGAGACCCACUGUGGAUUUCAGUGGUUGUGGUGCUCCUGGUGCUCAUCAUUGGGAUCACUGGGGUCAUCUGGAGACAGCCACAGAGCUCCAGUCACCUUCACUUUAAGGUCCCUGCUCUGCCUCUCCUCCCACUACUGAGCGUCUUUGUGAAUGUUUGCCUUAUGAUGCAGAUGACAGCUGACACCUGGGCCCUGUUUGGUGUCUGGAUGCUGAUUGGGUUUGCUAUCUACUUCAGCUAUGGGAUCCAGCACAGCCUGGUCAAUUAAUCCCACUUCAAUUAAGGUCAGAAGUGUACACCUUGAAGUCAUUAGUGCCAGUACAGAUUUGGCUUGGCAUCAUCACACGUGAGUGCAGUCAGGUCCCCCUGCAUAAUAUGGAGAGUACUCUUGAGCACAUGGAAAGCUGGGCCUCAUGGCCCAUGAGCACAUGGAACGGUGGUAGGGGAAAGAGCUCUGUGUGUAUUGUGUAGUGAAGAAUGUGUCUUCUCCUCCUAUUUUUUUCUUUUUUUUUACUUGUGUACUUUUCAAUUGUGUCUGUACUGCAUACUGACUUUAAACAAGUUAUUAUUAAAAGAAACUAGAAAAAAUGUUUUUGUUUUCUUUGGGUAAAUAUCCAAUAGCAGAAA